CCCUGUUCACAGCGUUACUUGAUAAGGAGAGGGCAUAGCUGCCGGAGGAGCGAAAAUUAGACCGGACGCAACGGUGGCCACCGUAGGAGAGCGUAACGUUCGCUUCUCUUCUCCAAUCUCAGUCUCCAGAUCUCUCUCUCCUCACUUCUUACGGCUUCACCUCAGCUGCUUCCAAACAAGCUAGCCCCCGUUGAACCGUGAUCUUGCUUCACUGCAGCCAUGAUUUCGUCCAGCAGGAUCAAAUCGGUCGAUUUUUACAGGAAAAUCCCGAGGGAUUUGACAGAGGCCUCACUGUCUGGUGCGGGAUUAUCGAUAAUAGCAGCCCUUUCUAUGAUGUUUUUAUUUGGAAUGGAGUUGAGUAAUUAUUUAACAGUCAGCACUUCUACUUCUGUUAUUGUUGACAAGAGUUCCGAUGGGGAUUUUUUACGUAUUGAUUUUAACAUCAGGUUAUGAGUGUCAUUUCUGUUUGAUGUGAGUGGCUUAAAACGUUGUCUGUUUCAUUCAUAUAAUAUAUAACUGUAUACUGAGGAAUGCGUUAUAGAUAGAGUGGCUUAAAACCUUGUAAUGACCAGAUGGUUAUUUGUGAUUCUUGUACUUUGACAUUUGCCCUAUGCAAGCUUAACGUAAAAUGGACAGCAUCUUUCACUAAGGACCAAACUAUGUUCCAAAAUUGCAAUGUACUUGACUGACAGCAGGGAAAUGAGACCACACCUGUGUUUCGGUGCUCUUGGUUCCUCCAUUCUUCAUUUGAAACUUGGUGCUUUGGGGGGUCUUUUAAUAUAGAUAAUUUUGAAAA
Molecule: messenger RNA, 796 nt
Organism: Rubroshorea leprosula
Lineage: Eukaryota; Viridiplantae; Streptophyta; Magnoliopsida; Malvales; Dipterocarpaceae
Source: the annotation of a GenBank genome assembly